This is a messenger RNA of Trypanosoma conorhini, 1212 nucleotides long. RefSeq lists its product as uncharacterized. Gene Ontology annotation, molecular function: protein binding. Bases 1 to 1212 code for a protein of 403 amino acids. NCBI's taxonomy places the organism in Eukaryota, Euglenozoa, Kinetoplastea, Trypanosomatida, Trypanosomatidae. The transcript has a single exon. The record is from RefSeq and is a predicted model, not a curated record.
AUGGAGCACUACUUCCUCGUUGACGCGGCGAGCGGGAAGCGGGAGCUGCUGCGUCCGGGGAAGAACGUCAUUGGCCGCAGCGCCGCCGUUUCCGCGGUCGAGGGCGUCUCCUUUGUGAGCCUGGAGUCCCCCUUCGCCACGAUCAGCCGGGUACAGGCGGUGAUUGAGGUGGCCGGCAACGGCGAUGUGUGGCUCUCGGACUGCAACAGCACCAACGGGACGUUUUUGGCCGUCAACGCGGGCCACGGCAUUCGCCUCGAGCCGCAGCGCUCCUACCAACUGAAGCCGGGCAACCGCGUCAUCUUCGGUGACGUCGAGAUGCGCCUCGAGACGGGCGCCUGCGCGGCAGGUGACGCGUGUGACCAGAGGAGCGGUGCCACGCCGCUCUCCGCGCCGUCGUCGCCGAACGCGUCGUGCCCCACAAACCUCAGCGGCACACACAGUGAGAUUCUCUGCGCCUCUACGGAUACGCGGGUUGCCGCCACGGCCGCCAUCCACAGCCUCCUCGAGCGAGCUGGCGACCCUGCGGAGACGGGGGCAAAAGGGGCAGACUUGGAGGGCUCCCACGGGUGCGUGCCUGACGAGCGCGCGGGCGAGGGUGUUGGUCUUCCGCCCUCUCUGGGGACGUCCCCUACGCCGGGGAAGAAGCGUCGUCGAGUGGAGCGCGAGACAACCCCGCCUCGAGGCGCCGCCAGGCCCGUUUUCUCUCCUCUUCGUGCGAGGUGGGUGUGCUUCUCCGGCAUGGACGGCACGGAGAAGGCGCGGGCGCAGAAAUUAGCGAAAAAACUGGGGUGGCAGACGACUGACAAAAUCACUGACGCGGAUUUGCUCGUCGUCGGCUCCCCGGUGGCGAGAACGCCAAAGCUCCUCGUCGCCGUUGGGCGGGGAAUUCCUGUUGUCACGGAAAACUUUUUAGAAAAUGGGGAUACGGCCCAGCUGGAGAAGUACGUGCCGGCGCUGAGUCACGGCUCCCGCACCUACAGCGCGGCAAGUCUGCGAGAGGUUAUUUUUCGCCCCGGCAAGACCCCCGUUUUGCAGGGAAUGUCGUUUCACUUGGGUGCGCUUCCGCAGAAGGUGCGGGGGGUGGCGCGGGAGGUCAUCUUGGGCUGCGGCGGGGAGGUUGCGCGGACGCAGGCGAAGGGGGCGCGCGUCCUCACCGAGGAGAGCCUCGACAAGAUCUACGACGGCGUACUGCGCGGGGAUGCGUCGUGA